AUGGCCAAGUCCAAAAUCGAAGAUGUCGAUUUGUACGCUAUUCUCGACAUCCAAAUUACAGCUACUGAUUCAGAGAUCAAAAAGGCAUACCGUAAGAAAGCACUUCAGUGUCAUCCAGAUAAAAACCCUGACAAUCCUAAAGCUGCGGAAACUUUUCACGAACUAUCACAUGCUCUAGAAAUAUUGACAGACAAAGCAGCACGCGCUGCCUACGACAAAGUAUUAAAAGCUAAAGCAGCCGCAAAAUUAAGGCACCAAGAAUUAGACAGUAAAAGGCGGAAACUUAAAGAAGAUUUGGAAAGGAGGGAGCGUGAAGCCGCUGCAGGGUCAAAAGAUAAUUUGACAGAUGAGCAAAAGCUUGCUGAGGAAAUUAAAAGAUUACAGAGGGAAGGAAGUCGACUUUUACAAGAAGAACAACAGAGGAUGAAAGAAGAGAUACAUAAAAGUAUGAAAAAUCUGAGUGAACCGGUGUGGGAUUCAAGUUUAAAUAGAAUAAAAAUUAGUUGGAAAGCUGAGAAAAGUGAUCCCGAUAACGGUGGUUACAAUGAAACUAAUUUAAGGACAUUCCUAAAGAAAUAUGGAACGAUCACAGCAUUGAUUAUGUCACCAGCUAAAAAGGGCAGUGCGCUAGUUGAAUUUGGAACAAAGGAAGCAUCGGAAAUGGCAGUAGAGUUUGAAAAAGGUCUUCAAGAUAAUCCUCUCACAUUGAAAUGGCUACACAAAAAGCCGAUAUUAAAAACCAAGAAAGAUUUACAAUAUACAAAUACCCUCGUUACUGACAGGGAUUAUGAAUCUCUUGUGUUGACUAAGAUGAGGCAAGCUGCGGAAAGACAGAGAUUAAUAGAGGAAAUGUUGAAAGAAGAUGAAGUAAAUAAAUAA
This is a messenger RNA of Danaus chrysippus (African queen), 879 nucleotides long. NCBI's taxonomy places the organism in Eukaryota, Metazoa, Arthropoda, Insecta, Lepidoptera, Nymphalidae. The record is from the annotation of a GenBank genome assembly.